Hippoglossus stenolepis (Pacific halibut) is the source of this 2266-nucleotide messenger RNA. Its product is annotated as leucine-rich repeat-containing protein 52. Bases 614 to 1597 code for a protein of 327 amino acids. Gene Ontology annotation, molecular function: transmembrane transporter binding; potassium channel activator activity; voltage-gated potassium channel activity. NCBI's taxonomy places the organism in Eukaryota, Metazoa, Chordata, Actinopteri, Pleuronectiformes, Pleuronectidae. The transcript is spliced from 2 exons. The record is from RefSeq and is a predicted model, not a curated record. Gene Ontology annotation, cellular component: voltage-gated potassium channel complex.
AGGAGGGAAGGACGCACUUUCCCCAGUUCUCCUGAGAGAGGAACACACUGGCUGCUGGACGGCGAGGCACUUCAGACCCACACGCACUCACACAGAGCACAGUCAAGGACACAUGCGAGCGGUGGCGAGAAGAUUCCGAGGAGUCCCCAUCCAGGAUUUUGCGCAAGUCAUGGCAUUUGUUUGGAAACUAACGAAACAACGCGCUCCGCUGGAGACAAGUAAUUCACGAAGAUGAGUCACCAAGGGGAUGAUCGACAUCGCUCAGUGGUUCCGUGGACCUCUCUGGCGGGACAGCGUCCGUUCAGCCGCAUGAUUGUCACCCACAGAGCAACGCGCGUCUUUCGGUCACCUUCUGAAACGAUGCCUUGUGGCGACGUGCGUGGCGCGCCAGAGUGCGUGUGAGUGACUGACCGAUAGUCUUCCUGAGAGAGAGCGAGAGAAAGAGAGGCUGGAUAUAUUCAGCAGCCAGGCUUCCAGGCAGCGAAAGCCACACACCCAGAGAAGCCGCCUCGCCUCUCUCCCAGCUCCGCACACCCAUGCAGGAUGCCCGGGGAGCGCCGGGGAGUCCUGGUCCAGCUCAGCCGGAGUUCAUGACGCGCUGGGCGGCCUCGUCAUGCGUCUCUUGCCUGAGCCCAGCGCCCAAUCCCUCCGGCUCCUCUUCCUCUUUAUCUUCGUGAUGGGGGUGGCCCCCUCGCCGGUCCUCACAGCCGGCUGCCCGGACAGAUGCGUGUGCGACGACCAGCUGGUGGUCCAGUGCGCCGGGCAGGAGCUCACCCAGUUCCCCAAUGACCUGCCCCUGGCCACCCGGCAGCUCAUCAUCUCCAACAACCGCAUCGGGGACCUGCCGGCGCUGCAGCUCAACUACCUGUCCGACCUGGUCUACCUGGACUGCAGCAACAACUCUCUGACCGAGAUCUCCGAGUCCACCUUCGGGAACUUGCGCAAACUCGCCUACCUGGACUUGUCUUUUAACACGCUGCUGCAGAUCGAGGACCGGACUUUCGGGCCCCUGGCGUCUCUGGUGAUGCUCCGGCUGACGGAUAACCCGAGUCUGAGCGAGGUCCACUCGGACGCCUUCUCGGAGAACAUGGCUCUGCAGGUGCUGGAUGUGAGCCGGAACAACCUGACGGCUCUCAACAUCAGCAGCCUCAUCGCCCUGCCCGCGCUGCGCUCCCUGGGCCUCAGCGGGAACCCCUGGAGGUGCGACUGUGACACGGAGGACCUGUGCCUGUGGGUGCAGAUAGAGGGCUUCAAAUUCCAAGACGAAGGCCAGACAGUUUGCCACAGUCCCCCAGAGCUGGCGGGCCAGCGGUUGGCGGAGGUCGGCAUGCAGCUGCGGGCAGACUGCCACCAGGGUCUGGGCUACUGGGACUACCUCUUCUUCAUCGCCAUCGGCUUUGUCAUCUUCUCAGCUGGCACAGUGUCGGCGUGGGUGAUGGGGGUCCUCAUGGUGCUUUACGAGCGCUACAGCAAGCGGAAGAGCGAGGAGCUGGACAGCGACGAUGAAGACGAGAGAGGAGGGAUGAGCGGGGGAGGAAGUGGAGGAAGUGGGAACCAGGGGAAUGGGGACCUGAUCAAGCCUGGCAUGCAGGUGUGACAUACUGAUGUGAAACAUCAUGAGAACUGGAGGAGAGACAUGACGAGGACGAGGAUCCAGAAGGGAUGAGAGGACUUUGAGACCAAAGGCUCUGCAAUGAACCAAGAUCUGACUGUCUCUCUUUGUAACAGAUAUGGCAGUUUGCUCUCCGUAAUAUUGGAGAGAAAGGGUUUGUGUGUGUGUGUGUGUGUGUGUGUGUGUGUGUGUGUGUGUGUGUGUUUGUGUGUGAGAGAGAGAGAGAGAGAGAGAGAGAGAGAGACAGACAGACAGACAGACAGAGACAGCAAUAAGGAUGACUAUGCCUUCACUUCAGGACUACAGAAUGACCUCUGAGAUUAUUGAGAGCAAUAACCCCACACACACACACACACACACACACACACACACACACACACACACACACACACACACACACACACACACACACUGUCCAUCUCAGCACAGAUACUCUGGAGCUGGAUUCCCUGAGUAGGCGGGUGUACCUGCAUACUAUGUGAAGUGCUCUUGAAUAACUCUGUAAAUGAUGAUUAUAAUAAGGUAUGUUAUGUGAACCACACACACACACAUAUCACGCAGAGACAUCAAUGCAAAAUACAUGAGCCCAUAUUGGGGGGUCACAAAGAGAGUGAUGCCUUAGCUCUACUACAAUAAAAAGGGAAACUUAGUAAA